CCCGCCCCCGCCGCGAGGGGGCCUAGGGGCCCCGGGGCCUGGAGGCGUCGCACGCCGGCGCGUAUCCGGGGCCCGCGGGAGCCGGGGACGGAGGACGGGGACAGAGCCGCGGCCGUGGCGGGACGCGGCGCCUGCGAGAGCGGCUGGAAGGGCGGGGACCCCGGGCCGUUAGCGCGUCCACACAGUGCCCGGCGCAGCGCGACGCGGACGCCUCGGCCAGUUACCCAGGUGUAGACGCUGCCUCUGCCCAAGGAAGACGUGAUGACCCUUCAGAAGGGUCCUCUUGAAAAGGAUCUCCCGGUCUGCUGCUUGUUUUUAACUUUAGCGAUCCCUGUUUGCGAGGAGACCAGAAAGCUGCAAAAGAAAACCGGGAACAUCUGGCACUUGUCACUUUCUGAGUCCAGGCUUCUUUGGAGCUGUUAGUGACACAGCUGAGUUUUUGAAGAACUCUUUUACUGCCUUGAUGAGGAAAUAUGCUUAUUGAGCUUUCACUCUGUUGGCCAAAGAUAACACUGCAGUCGCACUGGUAACGCUAAGGAGGUGCACGAUUUUUUUUUUUAAUAAUUAAAUUUAUUGGUGCACGAUUUUUUUAAAUGAUUAAAUUUAUUGGUGCACGAUUUUUUUUUUUUUAACACACCUGACUCCAGGCUGACUGUUAAUAUUGAACUGAUAAGCAAAUGAGACUUGGAGCCACGUCUUCUUAAAGCAGGAUAUUAAUUUUACUUAAUGUCCCAGGGAGAAAUCCUGGAUUAAAAACUAAAAGGUCUCUCUUAAAUCAGUUGGAUUUGACCAAUAUAACGUGUAGGUCUCACACACACGUUUUUAUGUACUUUUUCCUGUAACUGAAGCUCGUCUCCCUGGUCUCACUCAAUUUAUUGAAAUGCUAAUAAGAGACCCCUGCAGGUUGCCCACAUUUCCCCCAAAUGCCUUGUUUUUCCUAAAACGACUCCCUGGAGAAACCAGAAGUUCCUGAAUAAGCAGACUGCCUGGGUAGAGAGCAUUUGUGUUUCAAAAGCUGAGUUUGCAAAGGACUGAGAACCGGACACUUGGUCCAUGGACUUCUGGCCCCACUGUGAGGUGGAACUACUUGUCCUGGCAUCCUGUUUGGAAGGAUUCUGAGGUCAGACACUCUUCAGACUCACUCUGAUGCAGCAUUCCAAGGCUCCACGGGUUUGAAGAAAGAAGCUUACAGGGACGAGGCUCUUCCUGAAGGAUCUGUGUGUGUUGUUCAAAACACAGUCAAAGCCGAGGCCGCCGUGCUGAGUCCCAGGCUGGCAUCCUUAACCUCGGGGACCCGGAAGAAGGAAGGAACACAGCGGUGCGGUGAAGGUCAUGCCAGGGCCAGAGUGUAAAUGGAGCGCUGAAACCGGAGCUCCCUGUGGCACCGACAACAGCUCCGGCUGCCUGGCCCCCGUGUUCGUGUACGGGACGCUGAAGACGGGCCAGCCCAACCACCGGGUCCUGCUGGACGGCGCCCACGGGCGCGCGGCCUUCCGGGGCCGGGCCCGCACGCUGGAGCCCUACCCGCUGGUGAUCGCGGGCGAGCACAACAUCCCGCGGCUGCUGAACCUGCCGGGCCGCGGGCACCUCGUGGCCGGCGAGGUCUACGAAGUGGACGAGCGGAUGCUGCGCUUCCUGGACGAGUUCGAGGACUGCCCUGACAUGUACCAGCGCACCCGCCUGCACGUGGCCCUGGAGGGCGCGCGCGCGCCCCUGGAGUGCUUCGUCUACACCACGGCCACCUACCCACCUGAGUGGGUCCACCUACCGUACCUCGACGACUACGACUCGCAGGGGAAGCACGGGCUCCGCUACCACCCGCGGGAAAACAGAUGAGCCCCGCGGGCGAGGGAGGCCGGGGACCAGCCCCGAGAGGCCGCGCUCGCUAAACGAGGGCGCGAAAACACCCCUGGAAACCGGUACUUGAAACAAAUACUCGAUCUGUCAGGGGUGGGCAGGGGAGAACACCUCUUUUUCAGUGGCAGCCGAUUUCCCAAAUAAUUUGGAGGUACUGAUAGCAAGACUGUUUCCUGAAAUCUGUCUCUAUGCUGCUUUAGAAAAACUCAGGACUUUAAUUCCCCAAAUGACAUUUGAAAACUCAUCCUAUCAUGCUUUUCUGAUUAUGCUGUUUUUUUUUUUUUUUUUUUGCUUUGCUUUAAUCUGAAGAUAACAUUUAAAAUGAAUAUCAAGUCUGUGUGUGACAGCUAGAUUUUAACAGCCCCACUGUAUUGAUUCUGACCUGUAGCACUGAGAAAAGAAAAACUUUUAAAGCUGAUUUUAGACAUAUCAAUGUAAUAAAAUAACCUCAAGAAACA
Messenger RNA from Cervus elaphus (red deer), 2315 nucleotides. RefSeq names its product gamma-glutamylamine cyclotransferase (gene GGACT). Bases 1333 to 1836 code for a protein of 167 amino acids. NCBI's taxonomy places the organism in Eukaryota, Metazoa, Chordata, Mammalia, Artiodactyla, Cervidae. Gene Ontology annotation, molecular function: gamma-glutamylaminecyclotransferase activity. The record is from RefSeq and is a predicted model, not a curated record. The transcript is spliced from 5 exons.